AUGACAAUUACGACAAACCUACCUAAGGCCCCCACAAACGCCCCCAAAAAUACUCGUUCUUCUCAGUAUAUUCAAGUAAUUCACCCUAUAUAUUCAUUUAAUGACAUAUCUCGGAAAGUUCUUCGCGCCAAUUACCCUUCAACUCUACGUAGUCGAAAUAACCCUACUUCAAAUAAUCCCAACAGUGAUACAUCAAACUCCAAUUCAUUACCAGGAAAUGACGACAUACCAGACAUAAAUGAAAUCCUUGAAGUUUUAAUUUCGACAAAUUUAAAUACAAGCAAUACCUUCGAACAUGAUCUGGUAGAUUUACUAGUAGCUGGGUGUCAGGCUAUUAAUCCUGGAGAAGAACACGUUGCUUCAAAAUUUAGCAGAGUUAUAUUUACUUUUUGUAGCAAACAUAUGGUAAAUCUUAACGGGAAAGUUAAUGGCAACCAAAUUCCAUUGGAUCUUUUAGUCAACUUUCUGCUUGACGCGUUUACCAAAGCUACUCAAUCAAUCUAUGUUGUAGACAUAUUGAGAGCAUUAAGUCAAGUGUUACUGGAAAAUGGGGCUAAUUGUCAAAAGCUUCACGGGAAAAUCUUAAAAACGCUUCUUCCGGUCGCAGGAUGUGAUAAUCUCAAUUAUGAAAUUAGACGUAUGGCUAUCAAUUGUCUAGGAAAUUUAUGUUUUCGUAGUGGCACUAAAUUACAAGGGAAAUAUAAAGAUAUCUAUGGAGUCCUUUUGGAGAACCUAUCCGUGCAAGAGAUCAGAAGAGAUGAUAGCGCAUUAUUAAAGGUCAUUAGUUGUGCACUCAGAUCUCUACAGUUAAUAAUAAAUGAAGAUAAGAGUGUGUUGGCAGAACCUUUUCGGCCUACUAUCGAGGCCAUCAAAAGAUGUAUAUUUUUUAACGUAGAUGAAUUGAAGAAAUCGGCGCAAAAUUCAGGCGGUAAUAUGAGAAAAAAUAGUAAUCCUGCAUCGCCAACCUAUAGUCGACACGUUCGUACCAGAUCACUUGGGCGCACGUGGAUAAGUUCCGAUUCUGAAUUAUCUGAUGGGGAAUUUACACACAGUCGUAAAAGACAUGAAGAUUCCAGGAUCAGACAAAAUGCUUUGGGAUGUCUUCAAAGCAUUGCAAAAUCUUCAGCCAAGCUACUGUAUCCUUACUGGAAUAAUUUUCUCCCUGACACGCAUGCUUCUUUAUCAACGGCACCUUCAUUGCUCACGCUAAUUUUAUACGAGAACACGCUAGCAAUUCGCAUUGCUGCAUGUUCUGCUAUAACUGCAAUGAUUGAUGGUUCGAAACAAUAUUUAGCGGCAGCCGAUGACAGGGAAAUCAAAUCUUCAUUCACCUCACUAUCUGCUAAACUGGGUGCUAUUGUAAGGGAACUUCAUGCUGGUUUGCUACAAAUACUUGCCAAAGAAAACCAGAGCAAUAUCUUGAUUUAUCUAUUGAAGUGCUGCAACGUUCUCGUCAAUAAUACUACUUAUGAGAGAUUGUCAGGAGGAUAUUUGUCCCGUCUUUAUUAUGCGAUAGUGAGGUUCCUCAAUAAUGAUGAUGUUAAUGUCAAAAUAAUAACAAUGACAUUGAUAUCAAGUAUUGUGGAAUGCAAAUCGUGUGUUGAAGAAGUUGAUAACCUUUUGCGAGCGACAAUUAUCAGCGAUGGUCCAAUACGUGUCAAACAAAAUUAUGGUCAAAGUUUUGAAGUUAUUAAUAUUCUAACUUUCCUUGUGAAGUUAAUUGGUAACGUCAGUCAAACAACAUCAAUCAGGAUCGAGGCAUGGAGCGUUUUGUGCGCAUGUACUAGAUCUCAUUUUGUGAAUGUGAGUCCCAUGUGGCUUCAAAUUACUCCUCUUAUUGAGAAAGAUCUUAAAGCUGAAGAUGCUAGUAUCAGAACGGCCUCGAUAAAUUUUCUGGUUGAGUAUGCCAGAGAAUUGGCUGCCGCAUGUGGAAGUCGACAAAAUGAUUCUGAAGAAGAUGGAGUUGUGAUUCAGCAAUUUCAAAAUGUUGUUAUGCCAGAAGUUUUUCAAUGGUGGAAUACUGUUCUAUCCGAUCAUAUUCAAAUAACCACCGCCGAUACAUGCCACGCCGUAAGAGCUUUAUCCAGCGACUUUAUAUCAUUUAUUCCAGCAAACAUAUUUGCAUCAUUACCUAGUGACAAAAAGAACUUUUGUAUAAAAACUCUACUUGGAUUCACCAAAGAUGCAAAUGCAAAUGUUAGGGCGGCUGCAUGCCGCGGUCUUGGAGUUUAUAUUUUGUUUCCCGAGUUACAACAAGAUACCAAAUUCGCCACAAACAUGGUAUAUUCGGCUAUUGAACAAAUGUCCGAUUCGACUUUGUUAGUCAGGGUUAGAAGUAGUUGGGCUUUAGGAAACUUUAACCCAGAGAAUUCUAAUGUUAGAAAUACUAAUUUGAACGAAUUUUUGAUAAACGUUAUGUGGGCAAGAAUCGUUAAGGCAGGAUUGAAUGCCUCAAAUGAUAACGACAAGGUUAGACCUAAUGGCGUCAGAACUCUGGGUAGUAUAAUUCAUGUUAGUCCUACAAAUUUCCUUGUUAGAGAAGAAAGAGGACUGAUCAAAGAAGUUGUGCAAGUUUUAAUCAAAAAUUUCGAAAAUGGUUCAUUGAAAGUUCGCUGGAAUGCUUGUUACGCGGCUGCAAACAUGCUACGCAACCCAAAUUUUCCCAUCGGCUCUAAAAAUAACAGUUGGUCCACGCAGUUGUAUGAAUCUUUGGCCAGGGUAGUACAAAACUCAAAAAACUUUAAGGUCAGGAUCAAUGCAUGUUUAGCGUUAGCCACUCCAAUGACUCGUGAAAAAUAUGGAGAUGUUACUAUACUUUGCAAAAUUUUGCAUGCUAUUGUGUCAAGUAUUGAAAAUGUUGAUAACUUGACUAAUACUGGAUUUGGAGAAGUGAAAUAUCAGGAUCAAUUGAGGAAUCAGCUAUUGGCAACCUAUAAUCACUUAAUUACUAUAGCUAACCCAGGAGAUAAGAAAUUUAUUGACCCAUUUAUUGAAAGGGUAAAUCAGUGGUCAGCUAAGAGAAAUGGACAGAUUAAUUCUUUGAAAGCUUAG
Messenger RNA from Acaulospora morrowiae, 3051 nucleotides. The record is from the annotation of a GenBank genome assembly. Lineage: Eukaryota; Fungi; Glomeromycota; Glomeromycetes; Diversisporales; Acaulosporaceae.